Anthonomus grandis grandis is the source of this 502-nucleotide messenger RNA. It is a transcript of the gene mRpL33, whose product is annotated as 39S ribosomal protein L33, mitochondrial. Gene Ontology annotation, cellular component: mitochondrion. Gene Ontology annotation, biological process: translation. The coding region runs from base 220 to 414 and encodes 64 amino acids. The transcript has 3 exons. Lineage: Eukaryota; Metazoa; Arthropoda; Insecta; Coleoptera; Curculionidae. The record is from RefSeq and is a predicted model, not a curated record.
UUAUUCAUAAAAACAGGCUAUUUAUUUCUUACAACACUUGAAUACAACAAAAUGUCUAAUAUGAUCCUCUUUUUAUGAAAUAAUUCAUUAUUUUUUCCUAAUUUUGUUAACGUUACCAUAUUAUUUCAAACAGCUGUACCUUGACAAGUGACGUUUAAUUUUUAGGUUAUAUACUAAAGAAUUCAUCACAUCGGACAUUGGAAAGACCCAUAGAAAAAGAUGUUUCUCACAAGAACUUUACUAAAAAAAGUCAAAGCCAAGGACAUCAUGGUACGCAUGGAAAGCCUGGUAUCCGGACACACUUUCAACAAAAUAAGACCCAGACUCGCCGAUAAACUUGAAGUGAUCAGAUUCGACCCUAGGAUUCAAAAAGAGUGUGUAUAUCGAGAAAAGAAGAAGGUUAGAAGUAUGUAGCGUAUACAUCCAAUUAGUCUGUAGGAUUAGGAACAUUUGUUAAGAUUGUGUAAAUAGAGAGUAAUAAAUGAGUAUUUUAAGAGUCAAA